CUCGGCGCGUUAAAGAGCCUUCCAAUGGAUCGUAAUGUGUGUCUGUGCUUGAUAUCAAUUUUCGCUCUCUGCUACUUGACCUCCACUCACUGCCAGGGUGAGCCGGGCCAAGCUCCCCCUCUCGAAAGAGACGCGAUUCGCUUUCCUGUAGAACGCGACAUACUCUUCCCGGACUUCCGUGCUGGGUCAGGCCAGCCUGGGGAAAAAAUUUGGUUUCGCAUAACCGACUUCCAGUUUGACCGAAAUGAGAACUUACCCCUGCCCCUGCCCAAGCCCAAGCAGCGCACUCCGCCGCCGAGGCCAGGCCAGCCCUUUCCGCCGCCCCCUGGGGGUUUCAAAAGGAAAAGAAGCAAACGACGCCGAGUCUGUGAGCAGAAAUACUCGGAGUACGUAGAGCGCAUCUUUCCCAACGACACUGCAGUGGCCGCUGAUGCCAACGACGCAGAGUUCGAUGGUCGAGUACUAGCCAAGCCCGGUGAAUACCCCCAUAUGGCAGCCGUAGGCUUUGAGGCUGAUGGAGGACGAGUCCAGUACAAAUGUGGCGGCAGCCUGAUAAGCGAGAACUUCGUGCUUACCGCAGCCCAUUGUACUUCUAUAUAUGGGACGGCCCCCAAGUGGGUGCGCGUUGGGGAUCUUAAUCUUGUCGUCGAGGAGCGAUCAGUGGAGGGCCAGCUAGUUCGGAUAAAGAAAAUAUUUACGCACCCCAAUUACAAUAAGGAGCUGUACUACGACGACAUAGCACUGCUGAAGCUUGAAAGGGAAGUGGAACUAACGGAAUAUGUCAGACCAAUUCGCCUGUGGGUCUUCCCAGAGCUGCCUACGACGAUUGCCUUUGCAAUGGGAUAUGGGGCCACGAGCUUCGCCAAGGCCAUGACGAACCGACUGACCAAUCUCAACCUGACCGUGGUACCGAACGCUGAAUGCAACGAGGAGUUGCCAUCAAUUGCAGAGACACCCAACGGAGUUCUGGGAAGCCAAAUCUGUGCCCAGGACUAUAUUCUCAACAGAGAUACCUGUCAGGGCGAUUCGGGGGGGCCGCUGCAACUGAAUCUACCAGGGCGCCGUCGAAUGCACAGAAUACACUAUCACCUAAUAGGCGUUACCUCUUACGGUGUGUUUUGUCGCAGUAGUUAUCCAUCAGUUUACACCCGAGUUUCUUCCUACUUAGACUGGAUUGAACUUACUGUGUGGACUUGAUACGCAGAUGUAUUUCUCAGAAAUACCUAAUCCAACAUCUUUUUGAACUGUUGGAAUUUUCGACAGAUGUAAAAGACCUAGUUCAAGAACCCUUUUCAAAAUCCGAUUUUUGGUGCAGACCUGUUGGAACUAAAGUAUGUUAGAAUAGACCUAUGUAACGUACUUGGCUUUUAUUCUUAACGUGUGGUAUUUGUAAAAUCACAUUUGAGAAAAUAACAGCACCUAAUGUUUUGAAUAAAUAUAUCUUCAAGAGUGUGUAAUCAAUUUUAUUGAUAUGCAUGUCAAUAAAUUUUAUGCCCUACUUAAGGUUAAGGUUCUACAUAUGUUUCGUCGAUCACAACUUUUAGCCAUUAAAGUAAACUUUUCACCAGUUAUUAAAAAAAAUUGUAUCUAUGGAAACAAAAUGGUAUCUGCCUAAAACAAGUAGAAGGAAAAAUAUGAGCCUCAAAAUACCUUAUAUUUUACAUUUAUUGGUACCCUGCUGUCACAGGUAGAAUGAAGCGUUUCCGACCCCACAAAGUAUGUACACUGGUCGGCUUAUUUAUUUUGACGAAAUAAAUGUUAAAUAUACUCGUAAUUUGAACUUACGUUUU
Drosophila biarmipes is the source of this 1790-nucleotide messenger RNA. RefSeq names its product serine protease snake. Gene Ontology annotation, molecular function: serine-type endopeptidase activity. The transcript has 5 exons. Gene Ontology annotation, biological process: proteolysis. The record is from RefSeq and is a predicted model, not a curated record. NCBI's taxonomy places the organism in Eukaryota, Metazoa, Arthropoda, Insecta, Diptera, Drosophilidae. The coding region runs from base 25 to 1197 and encodes 390 amino acids.